AUGUAUAGUUUCGAUGGAAAGAAGAACCUUGUGCUUUCUACAACUAGCUGGAUUGGUGGAAAGAAUGAUUUUCUUGGUAUUGCUUAUCUUACUGUAGGUGGAUUGUGUUUCUUUUUGGCUAUGGCUUUCACUGUCGUAUAUCUAGUUAAGCCAAGGCAGCUUGGAGAUCCAACAUAUUUGUCAUGGAACCGGAACCCAGGAGCUAGAACUCUGAAUAACAAUCCUUCCUCGACGAACAAUCAUCAUCAUGAACGCCAUGAAACGUCCUUUUACAUGCUAGAUGUUCUUAGUCUAAAACACCCUUCAUCAAGACCUGCAUCAACAAGAGUAAAUAGUCAUCAUCAAAUUCCCUUCUCGAAACCAUUAGGCUAUUUCCCUCCAGUAGGAGGCAUUCCCUUGACCGACACAAACCCAAAUGUUGGAAUGAACGGAUUGCAUACUCACACGCUUGAUUUGGAAGGGAUCAGCAUGACAUUCCCAGCUAUAGCCACACUUCAAGAAUUAGAACUAGGGACAGUGAUAACAAUCGAUGAGGACAUAUACAAAGGUUCCAUUUACGGUUCAUCUUUGAAGGGAAAAGCUCAAGGAAUGUAUGUAGCAAGUUCAGAAGACGGUAGCAGUCAUAUGAUGGCGAUGACUACUACUUUUCUUGGUAAUGAGUAUGAAGAUAGUCUAAGGUUUUUCGGGGUGCAUAGGGGCGAUGUUUUUGAAUCACAUAUAGCAGUAAUAGGAGGUACCGGAAAGUAUCAUGAUGCAAAUGGCUAUGCUACUGUCAAGAUUGUCAAUGUAACAUCUAACAAAAAUGAAGAAGCAUAUAAGAUUCUUUCAUUCAAUGUUUAUCUUGGUUAA
Solanum tuberosum (potato) is the source of this 849-nucleotide messenger RNA. RefSeq names its product dirigent protein 18-like. The record is from RefSeq and is a predicted model, not a curated record. The transcript is spliced from 2 exons. Gene Ontology annotation, cellular component: membrane. Lineage: Eukaryota; Viridiplantae; Streptophyta; Magnoliopsida; Solanales; Solanaceae. Bases 1 to 849 code for a protein of 282 amino acids.